CGCGCACGGCGCGAGGCGGGGCUUCCCUUGGGUUCUCCGCUCUCGAGACGGGUCUCGGCGGGUUCUCCUCGCGUGAUUUGAAAGAAUCGAGUUUGACUUUAGAAAAAAAAAAACAUAAUAAUACAAUCCGCGCAAUAAUCCAUAAUAAUACAAUCCGCGCAAUAAUCCAUAAUAAUACAAUCCGCGCAAUAAUCCCGCGUCGCGUUGAGUUGCACCGCGGACAGCCGGCAAUGAAGCUGACGGAUAACGUGCUGCGGAGUUUCCGCGUAGCCAAGGUCUUCAGGGAGAACUCGGAGAAAAUCAACUGUUUUGAUUUCAGCUCGAACGGGGAGACGGUGAUUUCCAGCAGCGACGAUGACUCGAUCGUCCUGUACGACUGCCAGGAGGGGAAGCCAAAGCGUACUCUGUACAGUAAGAAGUACGGCGUGGACCUGAUCAGAUACACGCAUGCAGCCAACACUGUGGUCUACAGCUCAAACAAAGUGGACGACACCAUUCGGUAUCUGUCACUUCAUGAUAACAAGUAUAUUCGCUACUUCCCGGGACACAGUAAGAGAGUGGUGGCCUUGUCCAUGUCUCCUGUGGAUGACACCUUCAUAACCGGGUCCCUGGAUAAAACCAUCCGCCUCUGGGACCUGCGCUCCCCAAACUGUCAGGGCUUGAUGCACCUGCAGGGGAAACCUGUCUGUUCCUUUGACCCUGAGGGACUCAUCUUCGCAGCUGGUGUGAACUCUGAGAUUGUGACGCUGUAUGACCUGCGGUCAUUCGACAAGGGUCCCUUUGCUACCUUCAAGAUGCUGCACGACAGGACGUGCGAGUGGACCGGGCUCAAGUUCAGUAACGACGGGAAGCUGAUCCUGGUCUCCACCAACGGGGGCACCCUGCGACUCCUCGAUGCAUUCAAGGGGGUUGUGCUGCACUCCUUCGUGGGCUACAAUAACAGUAAAGGUGUGACGUUGGAGGCUUCAUUCACUCCGGACUCCCAGUUUAUCAUGAUCGGCUCCGAGGACGGGAAGGUCCACGUGUGGAGUGCGGAGAGCGGAAUGAAGGUGGCCGUGCUGGAUGGGAAGCACACCGGCCCUGUCACCUGUCUGCAGUUCAACCCCAAAUUCAUGACCUUCGCCAGCGGCUGCUCAAACAUGGCUUUUUGGUUGCCCACAAUAGAUGACUGACGUGGAAGCUGCAGUGCUGCCUCAUAGACUCUUCUCUGUAAAUAGGAUAUUUUUUUAUUUGAUGGAAGAAUCUGCACGGAUCUCUGUUUUCCUGGGAGCCGGGGCCAGUGGAGGCAGAGUGUAUUUGGCUUGCCCUUGUCUCAAGCUACACAGGGCUGCCUUUCUGGGCUUCGUUGUAUUUCGUUUAACCUUGGCAUUCUGACCUGGACGACUGAAGGCAGCAGAGCAGCUGUUGAAAUGCUCCCCGUUGGUCUAACCUGUAGAGGGGGGGCUUCUCUCAUUCAGCUGUAAAUAAAAUGGUCAGGAGUUCGGGGAGAGGGGCGGGUGGGGGAGGGAUUUAUGUUUUAUUAUGUAACUAUUAAAAUAAGUGUUCCUUUUUCUAAACAUCUGUCGUGUUGGCGGUGUUGCGUGCGUCGCUCUUACCAUGCACUGCUUCACUGCAACUAAAGCUAAUCAUAGUCCUCAUCGUCAUAAUAAGAGGCAGCCUGCAUUUUCUAUCUGGCAAACUGCUCAACUGUGGAGCCCUUUGGGUUUUUUUUGCUAUGAUGCUUUCAUCAGUUGUGUUUUGCAAAAUAGUCCAGCCUGCAUCCGAGAGUUUACUGACUGCAACUACCAAAUGUACAGAAAAUGACUAUCUGGAAACUCUUUGCCCAGCACUGCAUUGUGUACAUUACGUCUGUCUUCGCUGGCAUGAAAAAGCCCUUAAUUCCAGCAGAUAUCAUAUAUGAUGCUGAAGUAAUGGGGCCUUGCAGCUUUGGCUGUUUCUCUUAAGUUGCUGAAAUUCACUGUCAGAGUACUGGGUAUUUUAAAAACAAGUCAAGGGUGAUUUGAAACACACACGGUUUGAGGUGCCAGCAAGGACCAGGUUUAAAACCACUAUUGCAGCUCGUUUACCAUUACUUGUGUGCUGGACUGGAGGCUUGCUUGUCUUGAUGCACUUUGCUCUGUAAGAAGUGGGUAUGUUGUGGGCUGCUGAAGUAUCGAGUCACUUGCAGACUGAAUUGAUAUGAAGACCUUCACUGUUUUGGGGCACUGCUGCUCCAUGGUCCUGUAAUGGGUUAGCUACUGUACAAUAGGCAGUUUGUUUCUAGAAGGGCACACAGAAUUCAGCUCAGAUGAAGAGUCAUUGUACAUAGAUAAUGAAAUUCUGUUACACAGUGCAUGCAAACAUCAAAUUAUUUAAAACUGUUCUUUUAAUCCUGGUAUCUCCCAAUGGCUUCCCAGGGCUUCAUUUUACACUGUGGGCAAAAUGCCCGAGCCACUUAUUAACCAGAGUGGGCAGUUAGCCUACAUUUUGCCCACAGUGAACAGUCCUGUGUUGCCUCUUUCAGCUGAUGUUUCUGUGACACAUUCAGUAACCACGUACAUACAGUAGUAAAAUGUUCUUAUUUUAGCUGCAUUACUUCUUACAUUCCAUAUUCUAUAAAUAACUCGAAGGUAA
Molecule: messenger RNA, 2613 nt
Organism: Polyodon spathula (Mississippi paddlefish)
Lineage: Eukaryota; Metazoa; Chordata; Actinopteri; Acipenseriformes; Polyodontidae
Product: WD repeat-containing protein 82
Exons: 9
Coding region: 231-1172 (313 amino acids)
Cellular component (GO): Set1C/COMPASS complex
Molecular function (GO): chromatin binding; protein binding
Source: RefSeq, a predicted model, not a curated record